CACGCGAGCACGAAGAAAGGUCAAAUUCGUGAUGAAUUUGAUGGGUCUGCCGACAUGCGAACGAGCCCGCAUUUAUUGGCGGUACGAGCACGAACGCAAGGCCCUCGCGGUUGCAUUGAGGAAGGCCCUAGCAAGGUCCGAAAUCGAGUGCCGCCGUUUUUUGUUACGAUCCCUGUCCUUCGUACAGCUACCCAAGCCACGCAUGCGAGAAAUGUUGUUACAGGCCGUACGCGUAGCCCGCCGCGCGAGUUUGAAAAACGUCCAACCACGCGAACCGAACUACAGCACCUUCCGACACGACUCCCAGGGCAUCCUGAGUAGCACGAUGCCCCCAGUCAGCAACCAGUUUUUGUUCCAACAGUUGACGCGCCUCCGCUCCUUCUGUAAAAGGAAGAAAGCAACAGUCACGCCGCAGUGGCUGUCAAAAGAGCAGGAGGGAUGUUUGGUCGGGUUUGGCAAAGAUUCCCAGGCCUUUCGGCGGUUUGUGCAGGAGUGUCCUCCCCCGGAUCAUGUACCGGUAACGGAUGACAAGUCACGCGACAACUUCUACACAUUGCCCCGCUGUGAGUUUCUGAAUAUCUUAGUCUUAGCAGCCCGCUCGGACAUGGUGCCCGAGCCGCGUCCCACGUCAGUAGUUUUAGCCGAAAUCAACAAACAACUAACCAGCCUCCCAAUACCAUUGAAGCCCAUCACCUCCCUACCGUACUUCUAUCCUUCCCUGAAAAAUAAGUGCAUCAAGGACGGCCAGCUUGUUUGCACGAAGACAAUAGACUCCGGACACAACCACUGGCGAAAAAUCGUUUCUAUGAUCACCGCGAUCAAGGGACCGAACCGGUUGCGGUUGCGUAAACUCAACUGGGAGGUCUCGGCUUUCAUCCAGAAACGAUUCAAGCACCACAACGAAUGCAACGACCUCUCCAAGGCGAAGGACGAACUUUUGCAGAUGUUUGCAGAAAUGAAAGCAGAAGCAAAAAAGCAAGGCAAGGCCUACCGCCCGGACGUCUGUAUUUGCUGCGGAAAACCCAAGUCACUCGUCAGCAUGACCUGCGAGGACGCCACUUCGUUUUUUGAGAAGAUCCCGCACGAGAGUUUUUUCGAAAGAUGUGACGACCUAGAAGAGCUGACCGAAGGUGAUAAAGUCGCGCGCUUUAAAAAUAAAACACCGAAACAAGUGAUCGACACUCUCAGAGGAGUAGUUCCAGCAUUGCGCUAUUUUCAGGUCGGUUCGGACACCGUGUACGCCCUCCCGCCGGGGGUAGGGUCGCCGAUUGGCGGGAUCAACAGUAAAGUUGUCGCAUCUGUAACCUUAUGCGGCGACGAGCACAGGGCCUACCUGAGCCCAUCCCCGUUACUAGUCGGAGACAUCACCAGGCGGAAGAGAUACGUAGACGACUGCUUUGGCAUCAGUUUUACGCUAUGCGAAGAGUGUCUGUCCCAAAAUACGCGAUCUGUGUACUCCGUGCCGUUUGAAAACGUGGAGAGAUCAUCAGUAGCAGUGACGUGGCUGGACAUGCGCAACGAGGUGAUCAACGCGCACUGUCUAGAAGCGGUAGAGUUGCGCGUGAGUAACUCUAUGCAAAAACAGCGAGUCCCGUACAACAGUGAGGAUUUGAGUUAUGCCCGAGCGUGUUACACAGCAACAGUACAAAGAUUGAUCAAUACGAACAGCGAGACGAGCGUGCUAGUAGAGCAACUAACAGUGACGAACUUCAAGUGGGUUCAACGAUUCCAAGCUUCCACACUUCGGCAGUAUUUGUAUGCUGCCCCGACAUUGUCGAAAAAUCCGGCUGUAAAAGUUUCUUUGCAAGUUCUCAAAUUUAUCGAGAUGGGCGGCCCGAACGAGAACACAGGGAAACAGCCCUGGCGCAACAACAACAACUACGGCAAGGGCAACAAGUUGACCUUUGACGAGUUUGAGGAGAUGCAGGACCGCUACAACUGGAAACAGCACCAGAAGAAGGAAGCCGAUCGCAAGUGGUUCGAAGCACAGGAGCAGUGCCUGGUGAAGUGCACCGAGAUGAUACGGACCGGAAUUCGUGGCGAGUGUGACCACCCCACCACGAACAGCGCCCCGACCACUACUACUAGUACUACUGCUACUGCCCCCGCAUCUGGCCUCACCCAGCAGGAGCGUGAGGAUAUCGCGGCCUUGAAGGCCGACGUGAAGGAUUUAAAAACCUUCCGUACCGAUGUCGACCGGCGUUUCGACACAGUCAAUCGCCGCUUCGACAACAGCGACGACCUCCUGCGGCAGGUGCUGGAGAACCAGCAGGCGCAGAUGCGCGCGAACAACAUUCCGAUCAAUCCGAAAAACAACAACAACAACAACAUGAACAACCAGAACGGCCCCGCCAACAACAGCAUGAACAACAACCACCAGGUGCCGCAGAACUUCAACAUCGCGCCGGAUGAAUUCCGGCAGCACGAGGACGACACCUGCGACAAGGAGAAAUUGUCGCGCUACAUGACUAUCAGCAUGAUCAACCGCAUCAGCUGGAAGGACGACGACGAGCCCGCGGUGGACAAGAUGGCGGAGUUGACGAUGCCGGAACUGCGAUGCAUCUACGCACUGGUCCCGCAGGGUGAUGCGGAUGCGUGUGAGCAGCGACGGAUCGACAACGGGCAUCCCCAGGCGGAGACAUGGAGGAUGCACAUCAAGGCCGAGGCGAUCGACUUCAUCUCCAGCAUUUACAUCCUCGAAGACAGUUUUUAGUUGCAAUGACCGAUGUAAUUCUGGUUGCAAGGAAAUGAUGUGCAGUGAUUCCACGAUGGUACCACGCGCAGUGUUGAUGUAAACUAAGUACGACGGUAAGGAAGCAGGAUGUAAGUGUAGAGAUCGAAGUUGACAGUGAAGAUUUAUUUUUGACGAACCGGAUCGGGAAUACAGGGGUGAAGGACUAGCAACUACCUGGUGACGAUGAUCCACACGACCAGUCCAUUUUGGAGUACAGCGCACGGCUCUCCAGUGAUCAUCUGCCUGUUCUUUUUCCACCCACCCGUAAAACCGAAUUGGGAUUUGUUAUUCCGGUUUGAACGCAAACGAACGACACCUGCCGAAGUGCAGAGGAGAAUUUGAAAAACUGGAAGAGGAUGUAAAGAAGGGGAUGAUGAAGAUGAAGAUAUAAGUUUUGUAGUCUGGAGAAAAAUAAACAGAUGCUGUUGCUUGCCAAACGAAAAAGAUGUUUUUGUUCAACUUGUCGCUGACGAAGCUCGGAAAUAUGUCUUACGUUUUUCUUUUUUCAAUUUCGUACAACUGUUUGGCUUUUUGAAAAAGAUGCAGCUUUUCGUAUAUGCGUUCCGUUUUCAGGUGCGUUUCCUGUCAUUCGUGCAUGACAGACUUGCUGCAACGAGUUUCGUUGAAUGAAAAAACAAAACUUCCCGGUUCGUAGUUGAGGUUGUCGCGCUGAAAGAAGCUCGCGGUAGGCGACAAGAAAUAUCGAACCGCUCCGAAUGCUCUCGUUUACCUCAACAUUGUGAUGAUGAAAAAGAAGAAAAAACGCAAAAAAUCAUGAUGUGACGUCUCGGGGAGUUCUUGUUUGUUUUUCGCAGUAGCAUGCGUGUUCGGUGGAAGUCAAUGAUCAAGUUUUUAUCGACUUGAGAUGCGAUUCUAACGUUCCGUAUAUAUAAAACUUGAUAAAAGUGAUAACUUAAAUAUAAAAUCAAAGUUAAAAUAAAUGAUAUGGUCGUAACAAGCUUAUGUGUAGCCACAGCUAUUUGUGAAGAAAACGAAAAACAUCUGUUGAGUUUUUUCCGAUGAAAAAUUGUUUUUUCGCGAGAAGAAUGAGACGAGAAAAAGGAUGAAUUUCUCUCGCUGAAAAUGCAAAACAAGAAACGGAAUUUUCCAACUCGACAGUCUUUUGGGAAUACAUCAAUGCCGAAAUCUUUCGCACGAAUCUCGAAUUGCUUCGAGUGUUCUGAAGGAUCAACAGCUUAGAUGAAAUGAAACAUGAAAUAUUGAU
Amoebophrya sp. A120 is the source of this 3959-nucleotide messenger RNA. NCBI's taxonomy places the organism in Eukaryota, Dinophyceae, Syndiniales, Amoebophryaceae. The record is from the annotation of a GenBank genome assembly.